AUGGGAGAUAACAUACGAUCUAUUCAAAUGUCAGUAAUCAAUGAUCAAAUAUUUCAAUGUGCUCAAUCAACUUGUUUACCAUUUAAUAAUCUCACAACAUCCGAUAUUCGUCAAUGUCAAAUUGAUUGUUUAAGUCCAAAUCAAUGUAUAGCAAUUACUUUCUACAAAUUCACUUUUCAGUGUCAAUUAUUUAAUGAUUCAUUAAAUCAAAAUGGAAAUAUGUCAUAUGAAAUGAAUGUUGUAACAAUGAUUUCAAUUAUUGGAACACGAUAUCCACCUGAGCUGGCUCUGAUUACAACAUCAUCAUCAACAACAUCACUAUCAACAACAGAAGCACCACGCAUUUGGACGACAACAGGAAGUAUGAAUUAUGUACGAGGCACUCACGCAGCAUGCGUCUUAGCAAAUGGAACAGUGUUAGUUACAGGCGGAUACGAUGGUAGUUACCUGAACACUGCUGAAUUAUAUAAUCCGUCAACAGGCACUUGGACAACAACAAGAAAUAUGAGUUAUGCACGACGCGGUCACACAGCAUCCGUCUUAGCAAAUGGGACAGUUUUAGUUACAGGCGGAUUCGGUGUUGGUUACCUGAACCGGGCUGAAUUAUAUAAUCCAUCAACAGGUACUUGGACAACAACAGGAAAUAUGAGUUAUGCACGUAUAUAUCACACAGCAUCCGUCUUAGCCAAUGGAACAGUGUUAGUUACAGGUGGAUGGAAUGGUGUCAGUUACUGGAACACUGCUGAAUUAUAUAAUCCAUCAACAGGCACUUGGACAACAACAAGAAAUAUGAGUUGUACACGAAUGUAUCACAGAGCAUCCGUCUUAGCAAAUGGAACAGUGUUAGUUACAGGUGGAUACGGUGGUGGUUACCUGAACACUGCUGAAUUAUAUAAUCCGUCAACAGGUACUUGGACAACAACACGAAACAUGAGUUAUGCACGAGAAUUUCACACAUCAUCCGUCUUAGCAGAUGGAACAGUGUUAGUUACAGGUGGAUACGAUGGUAGUGAUUUCUUGACAACUGCUGAAUUAUAUAAUCCAUCAACAAGCACUUGGACGAUAACAGGAAGUAUGAGUUAUGCGCGAGACUGUUACACAGCAUCCGUCUUAGCAAAUGGAACAGUGUUAGUUGCAGGUGGACAGAAUAGUGGUGGUUACUUGAAUACUGCCGAACUAUAUGAUCCAUCAACAGGCACUUGGACAACAACAAGAAAUAUGAGUUAUGCACGAGACUGGCAUACAACAUCCGUCUUAGUCAAUGGAACAGCGUUAGUUACAGGUGGAUACAAUAAUGGUUCAUUGAACAGUGCUGAAUUAUAUUAA
Adineta steineri is the source of this 1326-nucleotide messenger RNA. The record is from the annotation of a GenBank genome assembly. NCBI's taxonomy places the organism in Eukaryota, Metazoa, Rotifera, Eurotatoria, Adinetida, Adinetidae.